Messenger RNA from Microthlaspi erraticum, 777 nucleotides. The record is from the annotation of a GenBank genome assembly. Lineage: Eukaryota; Viridiplantae; Streptophyta; Magnoliopsida; Brassicales; Brassicaceae.
AUGAGUGUAUUUCCUGUCUUUGGAAGCUGGAUCAAUCAGAAUAUGCAACAGCCUCUUAAGGCCGAGUCCAAGAGAUCUGAGAAUGUUAAUUCUAAGGACAGAGAUGAAAUGGAGAAACAAGGAAAACUUUGGAGAGAUGCAGAGAAGAAACAUCCAUGGUAUGAUGCCCCUGCUAAGGUGACAACAGAAGAAGGUGUUUGCCAUAUGAACAUAGAAUUGACAAUGGGAUUGCCUCCUGAAGCAACUUACGAGCUUUUCACUAAUCCAAACAAUUUACCUCUCUUUAGUGACAAGUCAUGGCGCCAACUUCUGAAAAACAAUUCAAGAAAGGUUCUGGAGGAGGAACCAAGGCACAUCGCGAGGUUGGAGAAAGAAGUGGCCUGGGACUUCCUUGGCUUUUAUGGAGCUCUCCCCAUAACUCUAAUUGUCGAUGAAAACAAAAAAGAUCUCACGGCAAGCUAUAGGAUUGGGAAAAUGAGGUUCAUGAAAGUGUUCGAGGGUGUCUAUAAAGUGGAGCCAAUUUAUGUAGAUCAGGAACGCUUAUGCAAGAACAUAGAGCCAAAGAGUCGAGAAGAAUACGAAAGAUGUAGCGGUGGACAAGGAAAGAUUGCAUCGAAAGUGACAAUGGAGCAGCACUUUCAGCCAUAUUUUCCUUUUAAUCUGCCACCGGUUUCUUGGUAUAUUCGUGGUACCAUCAUCCAGACCACCAAGACUCUGCUCAAAAUGCUUCAAGAUAUGGGUGCCAAGAUGCGAGCGAGUGUAAAAAGACCUCAUUAG